GAAAGGGCAGGCCUGCUGCUCCCUCCUUCCACCCCCCUUCCUGCCCUGGGUGUGGAGCGCCGGCCAGGUGUGGGCUUGGGUGGCUGGUUACCGCCUUUUGCCCUGGCGGCCGCGAGGAGGGGGGUGGGCGCUUUCUUUUUCUCUUGGAAGAGGGUUUUAGCACAGGUUUUCUCGUUCUCACUUCCAACCCCUCCUCGCCACCUCCCGACCCCCCUCCUCCCCCUCCCCACCUACCGUCAUGACGGCGUCUCCGGAUUACUUGGUGGUGCUUUUUGGGAUCACUGCUGGGGCCACCGGAGCCAAGCUGGGUUCGGAUGAGAAGGAGCUGAUCCUGCUGUUGUGGAAAGUCGUGGAUUUGGCCAACAAGAAGGUGGGACAGUUGCACGAAGUACUAGUUAGACCGGAUCAGUUGGAACUGACGGAGGAUUGUAAAGAAGAAACUAAAAUAGACACCGAAAACCUGUCUUCAGCGCCGCAGCUGGACCAAGCCCUCCGACAGUUUAACCAGUCAGUGAGCAAUGAACUGAACAUUGGGGUAGGGACCUCCUUCUGUUUGUGUACUGACGGGCAACUUCAUGUCAGGCAGAUCUUGCAUCCUGAGGCUUCCAAGAAGAAUGUAUUACUUCCCGAAUGCUUCUACUCCUUUUUUGAUCUUCGAAAAGAAUUCAAGAAAUGUUGCCCUGGUUCACCUGAUAUCGACAAGCUGGACGUAGCGGCAAUGGCGGAGACUCUAAACUUUGAGAAGAAUGCCUCCGUCUCCCGGUAUGGAGCCUCUCAAGUUGAAGACAUGGGGAACAUAAUUUUAGCAAUGAUCUCGGAGCCUUACAAUCACAGAUUUUCAGAUCCAGAGAGAGUAAACCACAAAUUUGAAAGUGGCACAUGCAGCAAGAUGGAACUCAUCGACGACAACACGGUCGUGAGGGCUCGAGGCUUACCCUGGCAGUCUUCAGAUCAAGAUAUUGCAAGGUUCUUCAAGGGACUCAAUAUUGCCAAGGGAGGUGCGGCACUCUGCCUGAACGCUCAGGGGCGGAGGAAUGGAGAGGCCUUGGUGAGGUUUGUGAGUGAGGAGCACAGAGACCUGGCCCUACAGAGGCACAAACACCACAUGGGCACCCGGUACAUUGAGGUUUACAAAGCUACAGGGGAAGAUUUUCUUAAAAUCGCUGGAGGAACAUCCAAUGAGGUCGCCCAGUUCCUCUCCAAGGAAAACCAAGUCAUCGUCCGCAUGCGGGGACUCCCUUUUACAGCCACAGCUGAAGAGGUGGUAGCCUUCUUUGGAGAGCACUGCCCCAUCACUGGGGGAAAGGAAGGCAUCCUCUUUGUCACCUAUCCAGAUGGUAGACCUACUGGGGAUGCUUUCGUGCUCUUCGCUUGUGAGGAAUACGCUCAGAAUGCCCUGCGGAAGCAUAAGGACUUGCUGGGCAAAAGAUACAUCGAGCUGUUCAGGAGCACGGCAGCUGAAGUUCAGCAGGUGCUGAAUCGAUUCUCCUCAGCCCCUCUGAUUCCACUUCCCACCCCUCCCAUUAUCCCAGUACUACCUCAGCAAUUUGUGCCCCCCACAAAUGUAAGAGACUGUAUACGUCUGCGAGGCCUUCCCUAUGCUGCCACAAUAGAGGACAUUCUGGACUUCCUGGGGGAGUUUUCCACAGAUAUUCGUACCCAUGGUGUUCACAUGGUAUUGAAUCACCAGGGACGCCCAUCAGGAGACGCCUUUAUCCAGAUGAAGUCUGCAGACAGAGCGUUCUUGGCUGCGCAGAAGUAUCAUAAAAAAACCAUGAAGGACAGAUAUGUUGAAGUCUUUCAGUGUUCAGCUGAGGAGAUGAACUUUGUGUUAAUGGGGGGCACUUUAAAUCGAAAUGGCUUAUCCCCACCGCCAUGUAAGUUACCAUGCCUGUCUCCUCCUUCCUACACAUUCCCAGCCCCUGCAGCAGUGUUUCCUACCGAAGCUGCCAUCUAUCAGCCUUCUCUGCUCUUCAGUCCACGGCCACUGCAGCCCUCCACUGCAUACUACCCAGCAGGCACCCAGCUCUUCAUGAACUACACAGCCUACUACCCCAGCCCCCCAGGUUCGCCUAAUAGUCUUGGCUACUUCCCUACAGCUGCUAAUCUUAGCAGCGUCCCGCCCCAGCCUGGCACGGUGGUCAGAAUGCAGGGCCUGGCCUACAAUACUGGAGUUAAGGAAAUUCUUAACUUCUUCCAAGGUUACCAGUAUGCAACCGAGGAUGGACUUGUACACACAAAUGACCAGGCCAGGACUCUACCCAAAGAAUGGGUUUGUAUUUAAGGGCCCAAGCAGUUAGAUCGUCCUCAGAAAAGAAGUGUCUGAAAGACGUAUGGUGAUCCUGAAACUAUCCGACAAGAAAACUUCUAGCAAUUUCAGGGGAUGUUGUCUCCACUCAGGCUGCAGUAUUUUCAGACAGCGUGUCUGGACACUGGGCCUGGGCCUUGUCUUUUGGUGGGGUGAAAAAUGUUGAGCCAGUGAAGCCAAAUCUUUUUGUUUUUGUUUUUCAAGACAGGGUUUCUCUGUAGCUUUGGAGCCUGUCCUGGACUUGCUCUGUAGACCAGGCUGGCUUCGAACUCAGAGAUCCACCUGCCUCUGACUCCUGAGUGUUGGGACUAAAGCUGUGCACCACCAACACCUGGUGAAGCCAAAUCUUAAUAGCAAGCAGCUUGCACAUACCAGGCUCCUUGCUGAGUGCAAAUAGGAACUUAAAAUGUGAAUUUGAAGUCAAAUGUCUCACUUCCAGGUAAAGUGGCAUCAGUUAUUUCCUGUUUAAGUCUUUGAGUAAAAAGUAUCCACUGGUAUCCACUAUCCACCACUAAUUGCUAUGGAAGCUUCCUUGUGUAUUCCCACUCUUCUAAGUUAUUUAAGUGUACUUAAUUACUUAGAAUUCUUAGAAUACUAAGUACCAAACUAAGAAAAGAAAUAAAAUAAAACUAGUAUUUUCCCAAAUAUUAGUUUUCUUCAAUAUGCCAUCAGGAUGCCUUAUAGUUAAAAACAGAUUUUUAAAACACCUCAGACAGGCUGGGCCUGUAGCUCAGUGGUAGAGCUCUUGCUUAGUAUGCUUGAUCCCUGGGUUCUAGUCCCAGCACCCAUGUCCCAUCUCCACACAUACAUAUGCCUGGUUGAAGGGUUUGGAUGGCUUUCUCAGCAGGUACCAGUUGUAAAUAAGGAUAAAGUGGGGCCAAAAUUUGAGACCAAAAAUGAAGCAGCUACAUGUAGUUAGAAUUCGUAGUUUGAGCUGUAUGAAUGUUCGGCUUCAUGUGUAUUAUUUUAUAUUGUACUUUUUUCAUUGUUGAUGGUUUGGACUUUAAUAAGAAAAACUCCAUAGUUUUUAAUGUCACAAAAAGACUAUUUGAACAGUGUAUUCUGGAAAGCAGUAUACUAACCAAAGUGAAUGCUUGUAUAUAUUACGGUAGCCUUUUUCUCUGAUGCCUCAACUGUCGAGUAAUGAAAGCCUGUAAAAGCUUAAGGCUAGUCAGCAUGCUGGACUAAGGUAAACCCUGAUGCUGUUGGAGAGGAACCACAGCUCCGGGUUUAGCUUUGUUUAUGCUUCAGAAGUGCAAUCGUAGACACUAGCUAUUACCUAGCGCUGCCUCCUGUAACUCAAGGGGAAAUGCGAUUCGAUUAAAUGCACACAUUUCUUUGUUACUAAUGUUGUCCUUUGCUUGGAUGCAAUACCAUGCAGAUUUUGUGGCUGCUAUUUUUAGUUACUUUGCAUUAACACCUUGACUGGGAGUCAAGCAUUACCCUCUUACUUGACCGACACUAGCCCUUCAACUGCAGUGGGAAGAAAGAAGAAAAAAGCAAGUGCUUUGUGUGACCGUUGGUGAGAUCUGGCACAAAAUGAAACAAGGAAAAAGGUUUACACUUGAUGCCUUAAGCCACUCUGCCCGAAGCUCUGAGGGACUAAGACGGGCAGCAACACUUACACAGCAGACUGCAGCCUUUGUAGAAUUGUUACAUUCAGUAAUAAAACUCCCUGCUUAAUCUC
Phodopus roborovskii (desert hamster) is the source of this 3995-nucleotide messenger RNA. RefSeq names its product epithelial splicing regulatory protein 1 (gene Esrp1). Lineage: Eukaryota; Metazoa; Chordata; Mammalia; Rodentia; Cricetidae. The transcript has 16 exons. Gene Ontology annotation, cellular component: ribonucleoprotein complex; nucleoplasm. The coding region runs from base 239 to 2284 and encodes 681 amino acids. The record is from RefSeq and is a predicted model, not a curated record. Gene Ontology annotation, molecular function: mRNA binding. Gene Ontology annotation, biological process: regulation of RNA splicing.